This is a messenger RNA of Colletotrichum tamarilloi, 513 nucleotides long. RefSeq lists its product as uncharacterized. Lineage: Eukaryota; Fungi; Ascomycota; Sordariomycetes; Glomerellales; Glomerellaceae. The record is from RefSeq and is a predicted model, not a curated record. The annotation marks the transcript as partial. The transcript has 2 exons.
GGUGCCAGAAACAGGGGGGUGCCAGGAAGUGGGUAUGUUGACUUACAGUCCAUCGAGGCUCGCGAUGCCCUCAUCACCAAGGGUAAAGUAGGAAUCAUCAUGAUUAAGAUUGCUGAAGCCAUAUUAACACGCUUCUCAGUCUGGCCUGCCUCUCACCAGAGCGACCACUUCAGGGCCGGAAACGGUUGGGCCAACAGAGUCAGGACUCGCAUCAUCGUCAGCGGAGUUCAUCUCGUGGUCACUGCCUGGUUCAACGACAUCCACACCAUGUUUGUGCAAUUUGAGCCGGAUUUCCCCAGUGGUGCGUUCACACACUUAAUGAAGUCUGAAUUUGAAGAGCCGGAACUGACAAGUAGCAAAGCUCCCAACUUCUUGAUGGCUGGUCUUGAGGAUCUCGCUACCGGCUUUCUCCGACAGCCUUGGAGAAUCGCCUGGGAUAGCAUCUACAGCCUCACUACUAGGGGCGGUGAGACCUUGCAGUUCGACAACCAGUUUGUCAUGUGGUGGAAGUGA